AUGGCUGCCUCGAUUGCCCGCUGCUGGACGGUGGCUGCCCGGACAUCGGUCCGCCCAGUGGCCCGGUCGGCCGUUCAGUUCCGUCCGGCCAUGCCUUCUGCGCGAGCCUUUUCUGUUUCGGCACAGUUCAACGUCCGGCGAUACACCAAGGACCACGAGUGGGUCGACCUGAACGCCGACAACACGACGGGCGUGAUUGGCAUCUCGGAGUUCGCCGCCGAGGCGCUGGGCGACGUUGUGUACGUUGAGCUGCCGGCCGAGGGCAAGGAGGUGGGCCAGGGCGAUGCGAUUGGUGCCGUCGAGUCGGUCAAGUCGGCCGCCGACAUCAAUGCGCCGAUUGCGUGCAAGGUGACGCACGUCAACACCAGCCUGGAGGAGACGCCCGGCACGAUCAACCAGACGCCCGAGGACGAUUCGGCGGGUGGCGGCUGGAUUGCCAAGGUGCAGGUGGACGAGCAGGGCGUCAAGGAGUUUGAGGAGCUGAUGAGCGCCGACGAAUACAAGGCAUUCACUGCAUCGGAGGACCACUAG
Sporothrix brasiliensis 5110 is the source of this 531-nucleotide messenger RNA. RefSeq names its product glycine cleavage system H protein. Gene Ontology annotation, cellular component: cytoplasm; mitochondrion; glycine cleavage complex. The transcript is spliced from 2 exons. Gene Ontology annotation, biological process: glycine decarboxylation via glycine cleavage system; protein lipoylation. The coding region runs from base 1 to 531 and encodes 176 amino acids. NCBI's taxonomy places the organism in Eukaryota, Fungi, Ascomycota, Sordariomycetes, Ophiostomatales, Ophiostomataceae. The record is from RefSeq and is a predicted model, not a curated record.